CAUGUGGGAGCAUCUUUACAAACUUCUGAACAGGCUUAAAAACAUUUCAUUUUGUUUGGUUCGUCGAGUGUUUAACUACAGUUCCGAACCGUAAACACGGGUGAGGAUUAUAAAACUGAUACGAGAAGAAAACCGGCGGCUUUUACAAAGAUUCAGACAUUUGAAGGAUGAAUUUAUCAUAUCCAUACACACUUUGUCUUUUGCUAUCCGUUUUAUCAAUGUAUGGCUGUAACGAGGCGAUACAGGGUUGUAUGGAUAAGCAGAGAGUGAUGGGGAUAUUGCGUCAAAUGGAGAAGUUUCUAAAAGGACAAGAGAUCCGAUUCCUGGAAGGGCUUCGGAUUAUGAAGUCCAAACUCACCAAUCUUCAAAACUCUGUGUCCAAGUUCCCACAAGCAGACCAGUCCUCGUCCCAGUUCUCAUGUCCAUCUCUAAUGGCUCCAACCCACGGAAGGAAGUUUGGCUCCAAGUACCUGGUGGGACAUGAGGUCCAUUUCACAUGUUCUCAGGGUUAUCGCUUGGUGGGGCCAGGGACACGCGUGUGUCAGGAGAAUGGCACCUGGAGUGGAGUCAGUGUCGUCUGUAAAGAUGUGAGUGUGUGUUCCAGUAACCCGUGUCAGAACGGUGGCACCUGUGUGGAGAGUCUUAACCAGUACAAGUGCACCUGUCCACACAACUGGAGUGGGAGCCACUGUCAAUACCAGACGCAGACAGCCCCUCCAGAAUGGAGCGUCAUGAACGAUCCAGCCUUUAGCCGUAAACCUCGCUGUGCUAAAGUGGACCGGGCCCAGCACUGUAGCUGUGACGCUGGAUUCCACAUGAGCGGAACGUCAGACAACAGCAUCUGCCAGGAUGUGAAUGAAUGUGAGGUUUAUAAGGCUGAUCGUGGAGGGCCUCUGUGUGGCCACGCCUGCAUAAACGUGCCGGGAUCGUACUACUGUUCCUGCCCCACAGGAUAUAAACUGCUCACUGAUGGAAGAAGCUGUGAGGAUGUGGACGAGUGCCUUACACAACAGCACAACUGCAGUCGUGGCACCACCUGUAUCAACACCGGAGGAGGUUUCCAGUGCGUUAACCCCGAGUGUCCGCGCUCGCACGGCAACGUCAGCUACGUGAGGACCUCACCUUUCCAAUGUGAAAGGAAUCCCUGCCCAAUGGAGAGCCGUGCCUGUCCGUUUGCCGCAAAGACCGUUUCUUACCACUACCUAUCUCUGCCCUCGAACCUGCGCACACCAACCACCCUGUUCCGAAUGGCCACCGCAACCGCUCCGGGUCGGCCGGGCCCGGACAGCCUCCGUUUUGGCAUCGCCAGUGGAGGUGACGCCCGGAGCAUGUUCGUGAUGCAGCGCUCAGACCGUCAAACCGGAGAGCUGAUCCUGGUUCAACCACUGCGAGGCCCACAAGAGCUCAGUGUGGAAGUAGAGAUGGCCGAGUACGCUGACCGCACCUUCCAAGCCAAACAUCUGGCGCGAGUCAACAUUCUGGUUUCGCCGUACGAGUUCUGAAGAGGGCGAGUUAUCUAAUUGAGCUGUAAAGUAUGCAAAUUGUGUGUUGAUGUUUAGACUUGGUGACGGAAAAGGCGAAGAGAAUGUUCUCCUUAUUGCUAAGGUUCAAUGAAAGAGUUGUUCUUAGAGGCUGCUCGGAUCUUGACGUCAAAAAUGAAAGAUAUAAAAUGUACAGUGGAAAGUCAUGCUCGAUGGAAGAGAAAUUACAAUUAUUUAAGUUAAUAACUCUAAACGACUCAUAUAAAAAUGCUUUUGCUUUAACUGCCGGUACAUUUUUGGCUAAAAGGGAAGUGUGUAAUUGUUUAGAUGUUAAAAUACUUUCACUUAUCAUGGUUUAAUGUGCAAAGACUUAUUUAGAUUAAAUAAAUAUGGUAAGUAAGCCAUUUGUAAGUUGUGUAAACACCGUGGCACUUUCAAAACAUUGCUCUGUUGACAUGUCAACUUCUGGUUCGACCAAUGGUGUAAGUUUGGGGCGGGACUACCUGUUUGUACAUACAAUAGAAGAGAAGAGGCGGUAGGAGUGUUUUGGAAACCUGUUUGGAAACAAUUAUUACUUUUGCAAUCCCAUUUGGUGCUGCUAAUGGCACAGAAAUUACACAUUUCAUCUUUAAAGUACCAACACAAACUGCAACUCACCAGUGCGCGGCUGAUUCAUAAAUUACACUUAUGGCCAAUAUGAAGCAUAUGCAGGGUUGUUUUUUAAAAAAAAUUUAAACUGGACUUAUAGAAUCACGUUACUAUACCUACGUUUCUGCACAAUGUUUUUUUAUGUGGCUCGAAUGUAUUGCGGCAGUUUCAAGGUGAAAUGAACACUAGAGGCGCUAUAGCAAUAAUGACUUUUAUUUACUUUCAAACAAAUCAUGAGUAAAACAACAGAUUAUCGGUUCAUAAACAUUUACUUUUCGCCCUGUUCCUCACACAAUGCUAUCUUAUGACAACUAAACACUUUUACUGUAGCACAUGACUUGUAAGAUGAUACAUUUUAACAUAUUCACAACAGAACUAGCUACAACCCCAAUAUGGAAAAAGCUGGGACAGUAUGAAAAAUGCUAACAAAAAUAAAAAGGAGUGAUUUGUCAAUUAUAUUCACCAUUUGCUAUAUUGAAAGCACUACAACUAAACAUUAUAUGGUGUUUUACCUUGUGAAUUUCAUUGUUUUGUUUUUUUAUGUACAGUAAUUUCAAAUCAGAUGAUUGCAACACACUCCAAAAAAGUUGGGACAGUCGAAUGUUUACCACUGUGAAACAUCACUCUAUUAACACUUAUUAAGCAUUUAGGCACUGAAGAUACAAGUUUGUUAAGUUUAAUAAGUGGAAUUUUCCCCCAAUCAUCCAUUAUGCAGGUCUUCAGCUGCACAGUUGUACAGGGUCUUCAUUGCCGUAUGGUGUGCUUCAUAAUGCACCACACAUUCUCAACUGGAGACAGGUCAGGACUGCAGGCAGGCCAAUCUAGCACCCACACACUCUGCUUACACAGUCAUGGACUUAAAAUCCAGGCAAUAUGUGGUUUGAAGUUGUCCUGCUGGAAAAUGCAGGGACGUCCCUGGAAAAGACAGUGCUGGAUGGCAGUUGCUGCUCCAAAAUUUGUACAUAUCUGUCUGCAUUAAUGGUGCCCUCACAGAUGUGCCAGUUAUCCAUGACACGCCCCAUACAGACACUGGCUUUUGGACCUGACGCUGAUAACAGCUUGGAUGUUUCUUUUCCUCUUUGGCCUGGAUAACACGAUGGCUGUGUUUUUCAAAAACUAUUUGAAAUGUGGACUCCCAUGUGGUUCCACUGUUCUACUUUCCAUCUAAGAUGAAACAGAGCUCAGAGAUGUCGGCAGCGCUUCUGGACAGUGUUGAUGUAUGGCUUCUCCUUUACAUAGUAAAGUCUUAACUUGCAUCUGUGGAUGCAGCGGCGAGUGGUGUUGACUAACAAAGGUUUACUAAUGUAACCCCAAGCCCGUGUUCAUGAUAUCCAUUACAGAUGAAUGAUGUUUUUUAAGACAGUGAUGUCUGAGGGAUCAGAGAUCACGCGCAUUCAGAAGUGUUUUUCGUCUUGCCCUUUACGCAUCGAGAUUUGACCAGAUUCCUUGAAUCUUCUAACUAUAUUGUACACUGUAGAGGGUGAAAUGCCCCAAAUCCUUCCAAUUUGUCUUUGGGGAACAUUGUUCUCAAAGUGCUGGAUAAUUUGCUGAAGCAUCUGUUGGCAAAUUGACAAGUCUUGAAAGAUCCUUGCUCUUGAAGGACAAGGCUGUUUUUGGAGGCUCCUUGUAUACUAUGACACAAUUGCCUCACAUCUCCUGUUUCCCAUUGCCUUGUUAUUUCAACUCGUCAAAUUGGUAUUAGUCUUAAAUUGCCCGUCUCAACUUUUCUGAUUUGAAAUUACUGUACAUUUAAAAAUGAAAAAAAAACAAGGUAAAACAUCAUAUAAUGUUUAGUUGUUGUGUUUUCAAUAUAGCAAAGGGUGAAUAUAAUUUACAAUUUUUAUUAGCAUUUUUCAUACUGUCCCAACUUUUUUGGAAUUGGGGUUGUACAUUAACAAGCUUGUUUAAGUGCGAUCAAAUUGCACAGUGCUCAACUGAUAGAGCGUUGCACUUCCGAUGCAAAUGACCGGGGUACGAGUCCAAGCACACGAGUCGACACAUGAGGCAGUGUCAUAGAAGCACCAAGAAAUGACGCGGUUGCUUCAGCAAUUGUGUUUUUCAUCUCACAUUUACUUUUUAUGACACUAUUGGUUAGGUUUGGCUUUAGGGUUUAGGGUAGGAAGGUCGGUUUUGUUGAUUUAAAACUCAAUAGGGCAGGGGUUUUCAAACUUUUUGAUGCCAAGGACCCCCCAUGUAUGAUGACUGCCUUAUGAUGGACCCCCUGCCGAUGAUAUAAUGGCAGUUAUAUAUUUUCAUGAAUAAAGAGAAUAUAUUUAUAUUUUGAAAAAUAGAAAGCGUGACAUUAUAAAGAAAACACAUUGUUGGCAAAAUUAAAUAGUUGGCUUUUUUAUUGUCAUUGUACUAAAACCAAAAGAAAUUAUAAACCAAAAUAUUAUAUGGUAAAUGUUUACUUGGUAUUAAGUUGACAGUGUAUCUUUUUUUAUCUUUUUUCUACCCACUAUUAUAGUAAUGUUUGAUGUAUAAACCUGAGGAGAAAUUUUACUGGAAUUUUUAAUUCGCUUGAAAUUUAUUCGUAGAUUUUAGAAAGCAAAAUGAAUGGCAAUAAUGUCGAAUUUGUUUUUUAACUUUUUUACACUUUUUUGUUAUCUCAAAUUUUCCACGGACCCCCUAGCACCCCAUUGUGGCCCCCUGAGGGUCCCCUGACCCCAGUUUGAAACCCCCAGCGAUAGAGAAUUUUUCCUUAAAAAAACGAAUUUGUUUGGGAGAACAUUUAACUUGGAACUGCCAAUGUGUAAGGAACCACAUAAUGUAAUUUUGCAAUAAUGUCGCCACAGUCAUGUAAUUUUCCAUGAAAUCAGGCUGAAAAAAAAAAUUUGUUUGGCCAAAAUAGGUUAAUGUAAGUGGAGGAAUACAGUGCAGUAAAUGUAUAAUGCCGUUUAUGAUAAAUCAACACAUGAUGGAGUGGUAAAAAUGGUUAUUGCCUAAAAAUGCCUAAAGACACAACAAUCAAAUAAACCUGAACAUAAUUCUAAGACAUUGCUUUUAUCACCUUUGUGGAAAGAGUUAAUUUCAGCUUGUAAAUGUGCAUUACUGUAAAUCAAUGAGGUGAAAGGGUCAAACAGACUGAAAUAAACAACAGCACUUCAGCAUCUACCUACAUUAAAAACUUGCCUAUUUUUAUGUAUGUUGGAUGUUUUAAUUAAGAACAACGUCUGAACAUUUCUUUCUUUUUUUUAAUAAAUUCUGCAUUUAAACAUAAUACAUAUAUAGCUGUUGAUGUCUGCCUUGUCAUUUAAGUGUAUAUUAGGUUUGAUAUCUUAUA
This is a messenger RNA of Myxocyprinus asiaticus (Chinese sucker), 5412 nucleotides long. Its product is annotated as fibulin-7. Gene Ontology annotation, molecular function: calcium ion binding. The transcript has 8 exons. NCBI's taxonomy places the organism in Eukaryota, Metazoa, Chordata, Actinopteri, Cypriniformes, Catostomidae. The record is from RefSeq and is a predicted model, not a curated record. The coding region runs from base 168 to 1502 and encodes 444 amino acids.